Messenger RNA from Spodoptera littoralis (African cotton leafworm), 888 nucleotides. The record is from the annotation of a GenBank genome assembly. NCBI's taxonomy places the organism in Eukaryota, Metazoa, Arthropoda, Insecta, Lepidoptera, Noctuidae.
AUGAUGAAUAGUGGUCGUGCAAGGGUCCCCAAGUGUGCUCGUUGCCGAAACCAUGGUCUGAUCUCCAGUUUACGAGGUCAUAAGAAAGCUUGUGCCUAUCGACUCUGCCAGUGCCCUAAAUGUGGACUGAUCAAGGAGAGGCAGAGAAUUAUGGCUGCUCAGGUAGCCUUAAAGCGGCAGCAAGCCGCAGAAGAUAAAAUAGCUUUGCACUUGGCUUCGGUAGAAAGUGGAACAGCAUUGGAAGCUCUACCUCCAGGUCGGAUAUAUGGGAUGAGAGUCACUGGCCCAUGCCCCAGCCCUGGACCGGAGCCCGACUCUGUUGCUGAUGACCAUACCCCAAUCCACAUCGACAGUGAGACGAGUGACUCUAUGCCCGACUGCUGCACUGUUUCACCAGAUUCUGCUGGUAAUUCUUCGGCCUCUAUGUCAGUGCGGCCAAGUGAAGAAGGGUCUGAAAGUGAGAAUGCAGUAAGCACAGCUGGUCUAGAGAUGUUGCGCAAACUGUUUCCCGGCAAGAAGCGCUCUGUGCUAGAACUAGUGCUACGACGAUGCAACCACGACUUGCUACGAGCCGUAGAACACUUCAAUGCUACGCGUGACCAGCGAGACAAGAUACCAGGAAUCAGUACUAGUAGCGGGUACGAGGCGUCGGUGUCAAGUUCCGAAGAGGUCGAGUCUAGGUGGUCAGCGUUCCGUCCAGUGGGCCCUCGAGCUCCAAUACUACCGGCGUUGGUUAUGGGGAGAGUGUGCGGUUCUGACUGGUUGAUACCGAUGCCAGCAUUACCUGCACUCUCAGGACCACUGCUACUGCCUCUACAGCACCCUCAUGCACCGCCAGCACCCUGCAAUCCGUGCUCUCCUGAUUGUAGGCAGUGUAACCAUCAUUAG